AUGUGCUUCUCACAGGAGUACUCGUGUCAUCGUUCAGGAACUUAUGAAUCUAAGGCAGAGAUGCGAGUAGUUCAAAAGAGAACUAAGAAAAAUAAGUGUCCUGCUCUUCUUUGCAUCAGAGAAUUCUUUAAGAUACCUGAGUGGUAUGAGAUAACCUUGACUAAAGAUCAUGCUGAUCAUACUCCUGGUGAUAUCCGUGAGGAUAUUUGUACUCUUCCUCUUGCCAAAAUGUAUCUGUAUGAACUGUCUCAGCAAUUAGAGCAAUCAUCUAAAUCUGCCAGCCAGAUACGUAUUGACAUGUUGAGAGCUAUUGAUAGAUAUGAAAGAAGUUCUGAUCGUAAGGUCAAGUAUUAUGAUAUUUGGAACUUGAUGAACAAGGGCAAUAUGAGUUACUCUCCCAACACAAAUGUAUUUGCUUACAGUUUUAGGUCACCAACACAGCAGAUUAAAAUGAGAAAUGCCGUUUCCUUUUGUUUGGAUGCUACAAAUGCUAUCUCUGACAAAAUUGAUAAGAUUUUGUAUACCCUUCUUGUUCGUGACAAAGAAAUUAAUAGAGGAUGGCCUGUUGCUUUCAUGGUAACAAAUGACCGGGGUGUUGGCCCUAUUGUACAGUGGCUACAGUUUUUGAAGUCUUCCCUUUUGCUGAUCAAUCCUCAGCAAAUUAUUAUUGAUUGCUGCUCUGCAGAACUGUCUGACUCUGUUAAGAUUCAAGAUGCUUUGCCUUCUGAGGCUCGUCUUCUUUGUGGUGAAAUGAUGAGAUAUCUUCAAGAUAUUGUGUAUGAAGACGAUCUGGACCAGUUCCAUCAAAAACUUGUGGAAUUCAAAAAAAAGUUUAAGAUCUGGAGCCGUGCUUAUCAUGAACGGCAAUUCUCUCAUAUGCUCACAAACAACUAUAUUGAAUCGUGGCAUAAUCAGCUUAAAACCGUGUUCAUGAAGAGGUCAAGAAAUAAGAGAUUAGACAAACUUGUCUUUAUCUUGGUACAUGAUGUUGAGUACUAUCUAACACAAAAGUACGAAAGAGUUAUGUCAAACAAUGGAGCAAUGAGCUCUUUUACUAGACAGCAAAGUAUCAGAGAGAUGGAAGCAGAAGAAGUUGAUGAUGAUGCAAGAGAGACAAUGAUUGUUGCUUCAGUAUCAGCAGAAAACAGUAGCUGGCAAGUGCAGUCAGUUGUUGAUGAGAACACAGCAUAUGUAGUUGAGGUUACAGAUAGGCUGAUAAUGAAAUGUACCUGUUUCGAUUUUGAAAGAAGACAAAAACCAUGCAAGCAUAUGUAUUUGUUAAAAAUGCACAUUGCCUUUUCUUUGCACUUCUCAACCACUCCUUUAAACCCUACCUAUGAACACAAUGUCAUCCCAAUCCCUCAAUCCAUCACCACAAAUAAUUGCUCCUCCCUUUUCUUCGAUCAGUGCAUUCAAACAAAUCAAACACUGCAUCAAUCACAUCAAGACCUUGCCACAUUAGCACAGUAUACAACAGAUGAUGAAGCAAAGCAUAUAUAUGACAUACAGCAGCAAUUACUUCGUUCCAUUCAAUUCUUAAAAGAUAAAUAUGAAGUAUAUUUUCGUCGAUCAAAUAAUCAAUAA
Messenger RNA from Phycomyces blakesleeanus NRRL 1555(-), 1584 nucleotides. RefSeq lists its product as hypothetical. Lineage: Eukaryota; Fungi; Mucoromycota; Mucoromycetes; Mucorales; Phycomycetaceae. The transcript is spliced from 4 exons. Bases 1 to 1584 code for a protein of 527 amino acids. Gene Ontology annotation, molecular function: zinc ion binding. The record is from RefSeq and is a predicted model, not a curated record.